Messenger RNA from Rotaria sp. Silwood2, 636 nucleotides. Lineage: Eukaryota; Metazoa; Rotifera; Eurotatoria; Philodinida; Philodinidae. The record is from the annotation of a GenBank genome assembly.
AUGAAUGCCGUUAGAAGAGAUCAUGAUAAUCAUACACCUUCAAAUGGACAAAGCUCAUCUGACGAUAUCUCUAGUGUGGCUACUGAGAAAUUAUUACCUGUUUAUGAAAGCGAUCAACAACCAACAACUAAAAAGAAUAUUGUACGUGUUAGUCGAGUGAAAAUUGACCAUCGAAAUAGUUUACCAACUUUAAAAAUUAAAUAUCUUUAUCGACCAAAAGAUAAUGUAGAAAAUUUAUUUAAUGGCACAAAAAAAAAAUUUAUUGUAAAUGAACAUGUUAAAAUAUCUCGUGUAAAAUAUCCUAGUGUUAAUGACUUGAAUACAAAAAUAUCACCUUUAAGAUUAGAUCCACGUUCAACACACAAACAUACUGAUAAUGCAAAUGAUUCUCGUCCUAAUAAAAACAUAUCUCAGAACGUAAAUGGCAAUUUAAUCAAUAGAGAAACUAGAAAAAUGACAUCAAGACAAGGCAUAGUACAUGCCAAUCGUACUCCAACAGCUGCUCAUAUAAAUCAAGGUCCUAAUAAAAAAAUAAUUGCUUUCAAGCCUGUGGUUACACGACUACCACUUCAAACGAAUCAAAAAACAAUGUAUACGUCUGACAAACAUGUAUCUGAAAAAGUGAAAAAAUUAUAA